This is a messenger RNA of Leptosia nina, 1530 nucleotides long. The record is from the annotation of a GenBank genome assembly. NCBI's taxonomy places the organism in Eukaryota, Metazoa, Arthropoda, Insecta, Lepidoptera, Pieridae.
AUGUCGAAAGAUAUAUUUGUUCUUAUACCAAACGGCAGAAGAAUGAAAGUUCGUUGUACACCGGAUACCAGUUUCUUGCAAGUCUUGGAAAAUGUGUGUGAAAAACAUGGAUAUCAGCCUAGUAAAUAUGACUUGAAACAUCAUAACAUUAUUGUAGACUUAACUAGCACUAUGAGAUUCUGUAAUAUACCAAACAAAGCAAUUUUAGAAAUGGUUGAAGCAGAAAGAACGCGAGUGGAAAGUAAUGUUACUGUAGGUCUUUUAUUAAUUGAUGGUGAGAGGAGGACAGCAGAAUUCAGUCCUCAAACAUCAUUAUAUGACCUUGUCAUGUCCUUAGCCUCAAAUGAGUUAACUAUGUUAAAAAAUCCUACAAUUAUGUACAUGAGACAAGAAGUUACUGGUGUUUUGGCACUAAAACAGAAAACUUUAAGACAUCUGGGCUUAAUAGCUGGAAGAGCCGUCCUUCGACUAUUAGAUAAAACGGAAACAGAACAAGCAAAUGUGUCCUCUGUGUACAGAGCUAAGUCUGAAAAAAAUAAAGAAGAUAUAUUACAUGCCAAAGAUAAUAAAGCAGAUUUGGAUCCUUCUUGCCUAAGUCCCGAUGAUAAUAAAGUUGUAAAUGUUAAUGCAGUAAAAAAUUAUAAUCACAAGGUGUUGGAUCCUGUAAAAAUGAUAAAAAGUGAGAAAGAGAAAGGUCCCACUUCAUCUAAAAUACAUGCAGAAAAUAUAACUACUGAUGUAAAUAUGGCACACCAUGUAGAUAACAUUAAUUUCGAGGAAGCUGUAUGCUCUAAACAAAUAGAAAACAAAAAAUUAAAAAUAAUGGAAAGUCCAGAAGAGUUAGAAAGAAGGCUUAGAAUAGAAGAAGAAGUUACCUUUGUAGGCUCACAAAAAGCUGUAGCAUUUAAACAACCUGAAGAAUUCCAGGAUGAAUUAUUAGACCUUCCAGAUGAUUUUUAUGAGCUAAGUAUUGAAGAGGUAAGAAAAAUAUACCAUCAACUACAACAGAAAUGCACAGAAUUUGAAGAGACUCCACUCAUGACAACAGCAAAACGAGAAGAGCUGGAAAAACAGGUAUCUCAACAAAAAAUAAAUACAUAUAAAAAUGUUGUAGUUCGUAUACAGUUUCCAGACAAUAUAAUAUUGCAAGGGGUUUUUACCCCCACUGAUACAGUGCAAGACGUUAAUGACUUUGUCAAAGUACAUUUACAAAAUAAUCAGAAACCAUUUCAAAUAUUUACUACACCAUUAAAAGAAACUUUAGAUCCAAAAACCACAUUACUUGAUGCAAAGUUUGUCCCCUGCGUCCAUAUGCAUUUUAGAUGGCUAGAGGAUAAUUCUGAUACUAGAUACCUUAAAGACGAAAUUUAUUUGAAACAGACAUCUAGUGAUGCGGCUGGUAUUUUAGCGUCAAAAUAUAGAGCUCCAACACGCAGAAAAUUUGAAGACAUACCUGGAUCAUCUCAAAGUGGUCAAUCUAAAAUCUCAACAACAAAAGAAAGCAAAGUACCAAAAUGGUUUAAAAAAUAA